AUGUCUGAUGAUGAUCAGCACAUUACGCUUAGGAUUAAUAAUGCAGUAGGUGCUCAGGAUAUUUUCAUCUCAGCUAUUUAUGCUAAAUGCUCUACAUCAGAAAGAAAAUAUCUCUGGGAAAGUCUAGAACAAGAUAAUAUGAGGAUUAAUGGCCCUUGGUGUAUCGGAGGUGAUUUUAACAUGGUUUUGGAUCCUUCAGAGAAAAUGGGGGGUAACCCCCAUAGGAUGUCCAAAAGCUUACACUUUCAAAGUUACCUGGAUAAUUCUGGUUUAACUGAUAUUGGAUUCACUGGGUCAAACUUCACUUGGUGUAAUAAUAGGAGACCUAGAAAGAGGAUAUGGAAAAGAUUGGACAGGGUAUGUAUCAAUAACCAAUGGGACCAUCUCUUCCGGAACUGUUCGAUCAGGCAUCUGGCCAGAACUGGUUCUGACCACAGACCUCUGCUAAUGAAGUACCAGGACUCCAAUAUUUCCCAUGUUUCCUAUUUUAGGUUCUUAAAUUUCUGGGUCACUCAACCUGACUUCAUGGAUAUUGUUAAAGAAAGCUGGGUCUUGGAUAAAUUUGGGUUUUCCAAAGUGUGGUUAGAAAUUAUCUAUAACCUGAUUUCUGAGAAUUGGUACUCUGUGAUCAUAAAUGGUUCAAGAAAUGGUUUCUUCUCCUCAUCUCAAGGUUUAAAACAGGGGGGCCCUUUGUCCCCUUCUUUAUCCAUUCUUGCGGCAGAGGUUUUGUCCAGAUCUCUUAAUGAUAUUGCUAGUCAUAGAAAUUUCAUUCCUUUUACUAUGCCCUCUAAUUGCUCUACAAUAAAUCACCUUGCUUAUGCUGAUGACAUUGUCAUUUUUAGUAGUGGUAAAACUUCCUCUUUGAAACUCAUUAUGAACACUAUUAAUGAUUAUGAGAAUAGCUCUGGUCAGUUAGUGAAUGGGGAUAAAAGUUUCUUUUUUCCUUCCCCUAGAACUUCUGCUCAGAGGAUUAACAGAAUUAGAAACUGCACUAGUUUCAUGGACAAAAGCUACCCCUUCACUUACCUUGGAUGUCCCUUGCAUGUGGGAAGGAAAAAGUUGGAGUACUUUGACUAUAUGAUUAGUAAAGUGGUAAAAAGGCUUAAUGGUUGGCAUGGGGGUAUAGGUAUUAGAAGCAUGACUGAUAUCAGCAACACUUUAGCCAUGAAAAGAUGGUGGAGGUUUAGAACCUCUAAUUCUCUAUGGGAUAAUUUCAUCAAGAGUAAAUAUUGCAUUAGAGCUCAUGUAGUAGGUAAGAAGUGGGCAUCAGGUGACUCUCAUGCCUGGAAGCAUAUGACUCUGGUUAGAGAGGAAGCAGAAAAGCACAUGGUUUGGCAGGUAAAUUUUGGAUUUUGCUCAUUCUGGUGGGACAAUUGGACUUGUAAAGGCCCUCUAGCCCAUCUUGUCCCUAACACUGAUAAGAGCUCCAAGCUAUUAGUCAAGCACUUCAUCAGUCAAGGCAAGUGGGACACUAUAAAGCUCAAUGGGAUUCUCACCCCUCAAAUGAGUGACAGUAUCCGGAAAAUAGAAAUUGGCAACAUUGAUAAGGAAGAUCAGAUUUUUUGGGACCUCACAGAGAAUGGAAAAUAUUCCAACAAGUCGGCCUGGGAUCUGGUAAGAAAUAAAAAAGCUCUUCAGCCUUUAAUCAACAAGGUAUGGCACUCUUCUAUCCCUUUUAAGAUUUCAUUUUUAAUUUGGAGAAUUUGGAAAAAUAAGCUCCUCUUUGAGGAAGUCAUUAGUAGUUUUGGCAAGCAAAUGGAUUCCAAAUGUUACUGCUGUAACACAGCUAGUUACCAGACCAUGAACCACGUGUUCAGUCAAGGUACAGCAGCUAGUAAUAACUGGAAUCUCUUUGGUGCCCCUUUGGGAAUCAAACAUUCCCACCUCCCAAUUAGACAUAUCAUUAACUCUUGGUGGCAAGAGAAAGCUAAGAAUGAUGUUCAUAGACUUAUUUUAAAUAUUACUCCUAUUGUUAUAUGUUGGGCUCUUUGGAAGGAAACUUGUGCUUACAGGUAUGGCAACCAGAACAAAUUCAGUGGGUAUAAGCUUGAACAGCAGAUUAUGGUGAUCUGUUGGCAAAAACCAGAGCCGGGGGUAUACAAAUUGAACACAGACGGUAGUUACAACAAAAAUAAUAGGAAGGCUGGUCUAAGGGGAGCUCUUAGAGAUGCAAAUGGACAACUGAUCAUGGCAUUCUCAGUAGCAUAUCAGUGCAACAGUCAUAAUAUGGCAGAGGGGAGUUCCAUGUUUAACAAGAUUAUAGAAGACACUAGUGAAGAACUGCAGCAUUCUAAUGUCAAGUUCAUGCAUUGCUAUAGGGGGGCUAAUCAACUUGCAGAUUGGCUAGCAAAACAGGAAAUGAAGUCCAAUGACAACAACAUCUACUUAUCUGACCAGGAGCUACCAAAUAGAGCAAAAGGACCUUACAUCUUAGACAAAAGACAAGUUCCCUCCAUUAGGUCGAAAUUUGAUAAGGCUAAUUUCUUUGUUAGUUAG
Lycium barbarum (goji berry) is the source of this 2496-nucleotide messenger RNA. RefSeq lists its product as uncharacterized. The coding region runs from base 1 to 2496 and encodes 831 amino acids. The transcript has 5 exons. The record is from RefSeq and is a predicted model, not a curated record. Lineage: Eukaryota; Viridiplantae; Streptophyta; Magnoliopsida; Solanales; Solanaceae.